This is a messenger RNA of Malus domestica (apple), 981 nucleotides long. Lineage: Eukaryota; Viridiplantae; Streptophyta; Magnoliopsida; Rosales; Rosaceae. The record is from RefSeq and is a predicted model, not a curated record.
AUGCAGAACGAAGGACUGAAUGGGGGUGGAACACUCUUCGUGAACAAGCAUCCAGACCUUAGAGUUCGAGUGGUCCAUGGCAACACAUUAACUGCUGCUGUUAUUCUCAACGAGAUUCCAAAGGAUGUCAAGGAAGUUCUCCAUAUGCUGACUCUAUCAAUGGAGAGAUUUCAAAAGAUUCAGAAGGAAGCGCCGGCAGAUUGCCAACAAUACCUUGUCCAAGUAACAAAGUACCAAGCCGCCCAAAAUUUCAAGACAUGGAAUGGGAAAUGGAUCACACCAAAAGAACAACUUUGGGCCCCAAGUGGAACUCAUUUCCAUGAGUUCGUGGUUCCACCCAUCUUGAAGUUCAGAAGAGACUGCACUUAUGGUGAUCUUGCAGCCAUGAGGUUACCUGCUGACGUUGAAGGCCUUGGCAACUGCGAGUACACGAUGGACAGAGGAGUAGUCUAUGCAUGCCAUGCGGGAGGCGUUGUUCAUUACCUGGAAGGUUGGACUCACCACGAAGUAGGGGCUCUUGAUGUCGACAGAAUUGACCUUGUAUGGAAUGUUGCUCUGAAUCAUGGAUUAAAGCCAGUUUCAUCGAAGCCAGGUUAAUUCACUAUUACAUAUACCGGAGUGAAUUAUUAAAGCUUUUGGUUGUGUGUUAUAAGUACCAGUGGAUAUUUAAUUAAGUUCUCGUCCUUUUUUUUUUAAUUUUUUAUGGAAAAAUAAAUUACUCGAAGAAAGAAACCUUGAGUACAACCGUUUCUAGUACAAUCAAAGAGAUGUUGGAUAAUGUUGCCACAUCAGUUAAGCCAAGUCAGCAAAGUUAGUUAGCCAUGUCAGCAAGAGUUAGUUGGAGCUGUUGUUAGUUAGAAAUGGUUGGCAAUGUUGAGUCUGUUAGCUUGGCUAACUUAGGCGCCAAGCUUUAGUCUUCAUAUAAAACAUUGUAAAAGCUAGAGUGUAAUUCAUUCAAGUUAAUCAAAUACAAUCUUGAAA